UGAAGGGCCCUGCCUUGGAGAGGUUCCCCAACAUUAAAAAAAAAAGUACUGAUCAAAAAAGGCCCUGUUAAGUGUGUCAUGCUAUAUUUGUAAAGAUUCAAUUUUUUUUUUUUUAUAAGUAAGAAGAAGUUUUAUUAGAAACGAAUGUAUCGGCGAAACCCAUGUACAUAGGAAGUAUACAAAAGAAAACACCUAAGUACAUUCUAGGAAACAGAAAGUGACAUCAGAAAUCAUGAACAGAAGAUCCGUUAGUCACUAAAGCAGAAAACCAAAACAGCAAAUAGUGCACAAAGAAAUUCCAAAGUUGCUCCAAAGUACACUCCUUGUCGUUAAAACACCGCUCAUUCCUUUCCAUCCAAAUACAUCACAUGAGACACAAAGGGACCAUCUUCCAAUCCACAUCCACUUGAGUGCAACCAUGAAGCCCUUUCCAGCAUGCUAGAAGAUCUACCACUCUCAAAGGCAUCACCCAAGCCAAGCCAGUUCUACAAAAAAUACCAUCCCAUAAAGCCCUUGCCACCUCACAAUGCAAGAGUAGAUGAUCCAUGGUUUCCCCAUUCUUUUUACACAUGAUACACCAAUCCAUAAUAAUAACACCCCAUUUCCUCAAAUUAUCCAAUGUCAAGAUUUUUCCAAGAGAGGCAGUCCAAGUGAAGAAAGCAACUUUUGGAAGGCACGUGAGACCUCCAAAUACACUUCCAAGGAAAAAGGAGGACUAUUCUGAGAAGUCAACAGCUUAUAGUACGAAUGAACAGAUAACUUUUUACCCCCCUUAGACUUCCACAACAUCUUGUCCUCAUCAUUACCACCAAGCCUCAAAAAGUAUAAAAAACUGUAAAAGGGCUGAAACUUCGUCAAUUUCCCAAUCAUGCACAGCUCUAGUUAAACAAAUAUUCCACUGGAUUGAGCCAUUAGAACGACAAAGCAAAUCACAAACUGCAGCAUACUGAUCAGAUGCCAAUCGAACGUAGCAUGUCUCCGGAGGCUCACAGAGAAAGAGUAUACAAAAGAUUCAAUUUUGUCUCAAGGUGUGAUGGAGAUAUCACUGUUAAAAGUGUUUCUUAAUAACAUCUCCUCAUUUUUCCGUUUAUCAUCUUGUGACAAUUUAAACUCUGAGCCAGUUCUGAAGUAUUACCAAAAGGCUGAAGAGAUAUUGAAGUUGUUGAAGCCGGUACUUGAUGUGAUUGUUGAUUCUGAAAUAGCUUCUGAUGAAGUGCUCAUCAAGGCAUUCGAAGAACUAAGUCGAGCUGUUGAAGAAUCGAGAGAGCUUUUUGAGAACUGGCAAUCAUUAUCAAGCAAAGUUUAUUUUAUUCUGCAAAUUGAACCAUUGAUAUCAAAGAUUCGGACUUCUGGUCUCAACAUUUUCCAGCUUCUGAAGGCUUCACUUGAACAUCUCCCUGAUGAAUUGAGUUCAGCAUCUCUUGAGCACUGUAUUCAGAAAAUUAAGCACAAGGGAUAUGAACAAACAUCAUCUGUCAUUAAAGAAGCUAUAAGAGAUCAAGCGGAGGGUGUUGGACCUAGCUCAGAGAUCCUGGUGAAAAUUGCUGAGAGCCUGAGCUUGAGGUCAAACCAGGAGAUUCUCAUUGAGGCUGUAGCGCUUGAAAAAUUGAAGGAAAAUGCUGAACAAGCCGAAAAGACAGGGGAAGUUGAAUAUAUUGUUCAGAUUAUCAGUGUUGUUACUCGCAUGCAUGAUCGCCUUAUUAUGAUAAAGCAAUCCCAGAGCUGUAGCCCGGUGCAGAUACCUGCCGAUUUCUGCUGUCCUCUCUCCCUUGAGCUGAUGACCGAUCCUGUCAUUGUGUCUUCAGGGCAAACCUAUGAGCGGGCUUUCAUAAAAAAAUGGAUUGAUCUUGGUCUCACAGUCUGUCCUAAGACGCGGCAGACUCUUGCUCACGCCAAUCUAAUACCUAAUUACACUGUAAAGGCACUAAUUGCAAACUGGUGCGAGUCAAACAAUGUGAAGCUGCCUGAUCCCCUGAAAUCUAUGAGCUUAAACUCACCAUUGUCCCUUCUUGGGAACACACAGUCUGGUGCAACCAGGGAGUCACCCGUCUUUCCUCAUUCCAGGGGCAACCAACCAAUAUCACUUGAGUCAAGUCCAUCUAUGGAUUCUCCCAGUAAAAACUUGAUCUCGUCUGGUGGAGGCCAUCAAGAGGGAAAUUCUCCUUUGCAUCCUCGAUCUUCAUCAGAGGGUUCCUUCACUGGUGUAGUCGGGAAUGGGCAGGAUAUGGAAAUUGCAAGAAUAUCACUUACAAGUUCUGAAGACAGGUCUGCUAACUCAGACGAAAGGACUAUGGAUUCAGUUUGCCAACCCACUACUUCGUUAUCUGGAGAACAAUUUUCUAAUUCUAUUGGGACUGAGCAGUCAUCUCAGAGCCAUAAUAGAACUGCCUCUGCCUCCAGCGUGCUUUCUGGUGCAAAUUUUUCUCAAAGAACAUCAGGAGAUGUGGAUGAGGCUUCACAUAUAUCUGCCAAUCUCACUGGCUAUAGCAGUGAUGCAUCAGGAGAGAUGAAACCAGAGCCACAAGCUGCCACCUUGACCUUAACACAUAGAGAACCUGAGUUCCCUUCUAGAUUGGAGACCAGGUCUCGAAGCCAAACAAUCUGGCGUCGACCAUCAGAGAGGUUUGGUCCAAGAUUGGUAUCCUCUCCUGUUUCUGAAACAAGACCUGAUCUUUCUGGCAUUGAAACCCAAGUGCGGAAGCUGGUUGAUGACUUGAAGAGCACUUCGCUUGAUACUCAAAGAGACGCAACUGCUGGGCUCCGGUUACUUGCCAAGCACAACAUGGAUAAUCGGAUUGUAAUUGCUAGCUGUGGGGCCAUUAGUAUGUUGGUCGACUUGCUGUGCUCAACAGACACCAAGAUUCAGGAAAAUGCAGUUACAGCACUUCUUAACUUAUCAAUCAAUGAUAACAACAAAACUGCGAUUGCUAAUGCUAAUGCAAUUGAGCCUCUGAUUUAUGUUCUUGAGACAGGGAGUCCUGAGGCACGGGAGAACUCAGCUGCCACUCUAUUUAGCCUGUCAGUGAUUGAGGAUAACAAGGUCAGGAUUGGACGGUCUGGCGCGAUCGCUCCUCUGGUUGAUUUAUUAGGGAACGGAACUCCUAGAGGGAAGAAAGAUGCAGCGACAGCUUUGUUUAAUUUGUCAAUAUUUCAUGAAAACAAGGCCCGAAUUGUGCAAGCUGGUGCUGUAAAGUACCUUGUGGAGUUGAUGGAUCCAGCGGCUGGAAUGGUUGACAAGGCAGUAGCUGUUUUGGCAAAUCUUGCGACAAUUCCUGAGGGACGAAUUGCGAUUGGUCAGGAGGGCGGGAUCCCUGUCCUGGUAGAGGUUGUUGAGUUGGGUUCUGCUAGAGGGAAGGAGAAUGCAGCUGCUGCUCUUUUACAUCUUUGUACAACUAGUAGUAGAUUUCACAGUAUGGUGCUCCAAGAAGGAGCUGUCCCGCCACUGGUGGCAUUGUCACAGUCAGGCACCCCUAGGGCCAAAGAAAAGGCACAAGCGCUUCUUAGCCACUUUAGAAACCACAGACAGGGUAAUGCCGGGAGGGGCUGAUUUUGGAAGCACAGCCUUUGGUUUUGUGCCAAGGUUUUUAAGUCAAGUUGUAAGGAUAGUGUGUAAAUCUGACGAUGCAAAUAAUGCAUAUGAAGGUGUUGUUGCUUGGAUUUUACUUGAUUGUAGAGGGAAAGAAACAAAAAAAAAAAAAAAGGAUUUAUGAAGGAUUUGAUUGAGUCCUCUUGUGAAGUACAUCAACUUGUGAAUGUGGGAAGAAAAUUUCGUACAUGCGAGAGUCUAUUUGCAGUGACGAUUAAUGAGCAAUGACAUACAACCUAUCGGUUUUAUUUAA
Molecule: messenger RNA, 3839 nt
Organism: Juglans microcarpa x Juglans regia
Lineage: Eukaryota; Viridiplantae; Streptophyta; Magnoliopsida; Fagales; Juglandaceae
Product: U-box domain-containing protein 4-like
Exons: 5
Coding region: 1034-3547 (837 amino acids)
Biological process (GO): protein ubiquitination
Cellular component (GO): nucleus; cytoplasm
Molecular function (GO): ubiquitin-protein transferase activity; protein binding
Source: RefSeq, a predicted model, not a curated record